AUGAUUAUUGUGUUGUGUAUCUUGGGCGCAAUUUUGAUGAGCGACGUCGAGGCAGAUUCCGAAGACUUGUCCAUCAUUCCACUUCUUUCUUGCGCAACCGUUCGUUGCGCUCCCGGCUACAAAUGUGUGAUGCUGGUGCCUGAUGAUUGCGUUGGCUGUCGAGCUUUUCCUCGAUGUGUUCAACAAGAAUGUGACACGUCAUGCUUAUUGCCAUGUUUAGCCUUUUACAAAUGUGUGCUUGUGUCUUCACCAAAUUAUUGCUGCCCGAAGGCCGCUUGUCGUCCAAGGUCAAUCAUUACUAUUCCUCCUUUCACGGAUGAAACUAUUCGAUUCACAAUCGAACCUCCAAGGGUGACGGGAAUUGUGAAGCCGGGAGAUCCUGUACAACAGAUUCCAUGA
Messenger RNA from Necator americanus (New World hookworm), 399 nucleotides. RefSeq lists its product as uncharacterized. The transcript has 5 exons. The record is from RefSeq and is a predicted model, not a curated record. Lineage: Eukaryota; Metazoa; Nematoda; Chromadorea; Rhabditida; Ancylostomatidae. Bases 1 to 399 code for a protein of 132 amino acids.